This is a messenger RNA of Pan troglodytes (chimpanzee), 6038 nucleotides long. It is a transcript of the gene ZMYND8, whose product is annotated as zinc finger MYND-type containing 8. Bases 887 to 4618 code for a protein of 1243 amino acids. Gene Ontology annotation, cellular component: cytoplasm; nucleus. Gene Ontology annotation, molecular function: protein binding; transcription corepressor activity. NCBI's taxonomy places the organism in Eukaryota, Metazoa, Chordata, Mammalia, Primates, Hominidae. The record is from RefSeq and is a predicted model, not a curated record. Gene Ontology annotation, biological process: regulation of DNA-templated transcription. The transcript has 24 exons.
GAGGAGGGCUUUGGGUUUUUCUUAGGGUAAGGACCGAGAGGGGUCCCCCUUGGCAUCGUGGCAGGGCGACAGGAACCCACGUUGAUUUUGCCUGCAGGACUGGCUAAGCAGGGCGCGAGAGGCCCAGGGCUCCCUGGCCUGCCUUGCAAGGAGGCAUGGGGACAAUGACUAUGCAAACUUGACCACUCUGCUCCCCUCCUCCCCUCAGCAGCUACUCCUCGCUCCUCUGAGAAGCCAGGGCUGCUCUCUGCUGCUUUUUCGGGGCUCCCCCGGGCUGCCUGCUUCCCCCAGCUUCUCAGAGGCCUGCCUCAAGCCCCUUUUUCUGGUCCCUUGGCUGUUUCCCCGGGACUCCCCACUCCCCAGCUUCCUCUUCCCCUUGGAGAGCCACCCUGCUGGACUGUUCUAGAAAAAGGCUGGCCUUCCUCCCUGGACAAGGGCCGUUUCUCUGGGGGCAGGUGAGGGUGAGCCGUUCCAGCCCACUCCAAGAAACUCCCUUCCCAGGGACCUCCGGGCCUCAGGCUUUCCUGGAGCAGGUCAGGCUGGCUGCCCUGGCUGGCCCGUGCCGGGAAAUCUAGCCAGGGUGCAGGAGAAGUGCGUGUGGGGGCCCCUUUCCCAAGUUUUUCUUGCUGCAAAAGGCCUAGCUUAGCCUGUCUUUUUCUAUGCACAGGAUGGCUCUUGCUCACCCGAGCCUCACAAAGAUAAUCGCUCAGGAAGUGUUUCAGCCAAUCCGGGGCGGCUUUACACUCCGAUUUGCCGGGGCAGCCAAUCGGGGAUGAGCUUUUAUUAGGCGGCCAGAUCAUCAGCCGAAGUGCCAAACCCUUUUUCUGUGAGAACUAGGAGCCUGUCCUCCAUGUUUUAUAAGUAUUGACAUUACACAGUGUUAACAAUGCAUCCACAGAGCUUGGCUGAAGAGGAAAUAAAAACAGAACAGGAGGUGGUAGAGGGCAUGGAUAUCUCUACUCGCUCCAAAGCUUUCGUUCCUCAGGAUGUCAGAUACACCAGGCUGUGUCAUUACAUCGUCUCCAAGUUAAGAAGACCACCAUUGGGCAUGGGGUGGAUUCAAUUCCUUGGAGAUCCUGGCUCUGCAGAGAGAACAGCCCAGAAAAGAAAGUUCCCCAGCCCUCCACAUUCUUCCAAUGGCCACUCGCCGCAGGACACAUCAACAAGCCCCAUUAAAAAGAAAAAGAAACCUGGCUUACUGAACAGUAACAAUAAGGAGCAGGAUGGACGGAAUGAUUUCUACUGCUGGGUUUGUCACCGGGAAGGCCAAGUCCUUUGCUGUGAGCUCUGUCCCCGGGUUUAUCACGCUAAGUGUCUGAGACUGACAUCGGAACCAGAGGGGGACUGGUUUUGUCCUGAAUGUGAGAAAAUUACAGUAGCAGAAUGCAUCGAGACCCAGAGUAAAGCCAUGACAAUGCUCACCAUUGAACAGUUAUCCUACCUGCUCAAGUUUGCCAUUCAGAAAAUGAAACAGCCAGGGACAGAUGCAUUCCAGAAGCCCGUUCCAUUGGAACAGCACCCUGACUAUGCGGAAUACAUCUUCCAUCCAAUGGACCUUUGUACAUUGGAAAAGAACGCAAAAAAGAAAAUGUAUGGCUGCACAGAAGCCUUCCUGGCUGAUGCAAAGUGGAUUUUGCACAACUGCAUCAUUUAUAAUGGGGGAAAUCACAAAUUGACGCAAAUAGCGAAAGUAGUCAUCAAAAUCUGUGAACAUGAGAUGAAUGAAAUCGAAGUAUGUCCAGAAUGUUAUCUAGCUGCUUGCCAAAAACGAGAUAACUGGUUUUGUGAGCCUUGUAGCAAUCCACAUCCUUUGGUCUGGGCCAAACUGAAGGGGUUUCCAUUCUGGCCUGCAAAAGCUCUGAGGGAUAAAGACGGGCAGGUCGAUGCCCGAUUCUUUGGACAACAUGACAGGGCCUGGGUUCCAAUAAAUAAUUGCUACCUCAUGUCUAAAGAAAUUCCUUUUUCUGUGAAAAAGACUAAGAGCAUCUUCAACAGUGCCAUGCAAGAGAUGGAGGUUUACGUGGAGAACAUCCGCAGGAAGUUUGGGGUUUUUAAUUACUCUCCAUUUAGGACACCCUACACACCCAACAGCCAGUAUCAAAUGCUGCUCGAUCCCACCAACCCCAGCGCCGGCACUGCCAAGAUAGACAAGCAGGAGAAGGUCAAGCUCAACUUUGACAUGACGGCAUCCCCCAAGAUCCUGAUGAGCAAGCCUGUGCUGAGUGGGGGCACAGGCCGCCGGAUUUCCUUGUCGGAUAUGCCGCGUUCCCCCAUGAGCACAAACUCUUCUGUGCACACGGGCUCCGACGUGGAGCAGGAUGCUGAGAAGAAGGCCACGUCGAGCCACUUCAGUGCGAGCGAGGAGUCCAUGGACUUCCUGGAUAAGAGCACAGCUUCACCAGCCUCCACCAAGACGGGACAAGCAGGGAGUUUAUCCGGCAGCCCAAAGCCCUUCUCUCCUCAACUGUCAGCUCCUAUCACGACGAAAACGGACAAAACCUCCACCACCGGCAGCAUCCUGAAUCUUAACCUGGAUCGAAGCAAAGCUGAGAUGGAUUUGAAGGAGCUGAGCGAGUCGGUCCAGCAACAGUCCACCCCUGUUCCUCUCAUCUCUCCCAAGCGCCAGAUUCGUAGCAGGUUCCAGCUGAAUCUUGACAAGACCAUAGAGAGUUGCAAAGCACAAUUAGGCAUAAAUGAAAUCUCGGAAGAUGUCUAUACGGCCGUAGAGCACAGCGAUUCGGAGGAUUCUGAGAAGUCAGAUAGUAGCGACAGUGAGUAUAUCAGUGAUGAUGAGCAGAAGUCUAAGAACGAGCCAGAAGACACAGAGGACAAAGAAGGUUGUCGGAUGGACAAAGAGCCAUCUGCUGUUAAAAAAAAGCCCAAGCCUACAAACCCAGUGGAGAUUAAAGAGGAGCUGAAAAGCACGUCACCAGCCAGCGAGAAGGCAGACCCUGGAGCAGUCAAGGACAAGGCCAGCCCUGAGCCUGAGAAGGACUUUUCCGAAAAGGCAAAACCUUCACCUCACCCCAUAAAGGAUAAACUGAAGGGAAAAGAUGAGACGGAUUCCCCAACAGUCCAUUUGGGCCUGGACUCUGAUUCAGAGAGCGAACUUGUCAUAGAUUUAGGAGAAGACCAUUCUGGGCGGGAGGGUCGAAAAAAUAAGAAGGAACCCAAAGAACCGUCUCCCAAACAGGAUGUUGUAGGUAAAACUCCACCAUCCACGACGGCGGGCAGCCAUUCUCCCCCGGAAACGCCGGUGCUCACCCGCUCUUCCGCCCAAACUUCCGCGGCUGGCGCCACAGCCACCACCAGCACGUCCUCCAUGGUCACCGUCACGGCCCCGGCCCCCGCCGCCACAGGAAGCCCAGUGAAAAAGCAGAGGCCGCUUUUACCGAAGGAGACUGCCCCGGCCGUGCAGCGGGUCGUGUGGAACUCAUCAAGUAAGUUUCAAACGUCCUCCCAAAAGUGGCACAUGCAGAAGAUGCAGCGUCAGCAGCAGCAGCAGCAGCAGCAAAACCAGCAGCAGCAGCCUCAGUCUUCCCAGGGGACGAGAUAUCAGACCAGACAGGCUGUGAAAGCUGUCCAGCAGAAGGAGAUCACACAGAGCCCAUCCACGUCCACCAUCACCCUGGUGACCAGCACACAGUCAUCGCCCCUGGUCACCAGCUCGGGGUCCAUGAGCACCCUUGUGUCCUCAGUCAACGCUGACCUGCCCAUCGCCACUGCCUCAGCUGAUGUCGCCGCUGAUAUUGCCAAGUACACUAGCAAAAUGAUGGAUGCAAUAAAAGGAACAAUGACAGAAAUAUACAACGAUCUUUCUAAAAACACUACUGGAAGCACAAUAGCUGAGAUUCGCAGGCUGAGGAUCGAGAUAGAGAAGCUCCAGUGGCUGCACCAGCAAGAGCUCUCCGAAAUGAAACACAACUUGGAGCUGACCAUGGCGGAGAUGCGGCAGAGCCUGGAGCAGGAGCGGGACCGGCUCAUCGCCGAGGUGAAGAAGCAGCUGGAGUUGGAGAAGCAGCAGGCGGUGGAUGAGACCAAGAAGAAGCAGUGGUGCGCCAACUGCAAGAAGGAGGCCAUCUUUUACUGCUGUUGGAACACCAGCUACUGUGACUACCCCUGCCAGCAAGCCCACUGGCCUGAGCACAUGAAGUCCUGCACCCAGUCAGCUACUGCUCCUCAGCAGGAAGCGGAUGCUGAGGUGAACACAGAAACACUAAAUAAGUCCUCCCAGGGGAGCUCCUCGAGCACACAAUCAGCACCUUCAGAGACGGCCAGCGCCUCCAAAGAGAAGGAGACGUCAGCUGAGAAAAGCAAGGACAGUGGCUCGACCCUUGACCUUUCUGGCUCCAGAGAGACGCCCUCCUCCAUUCUCUUAGGCUCCAACCAAGGCUCUGUUAGCAAAAGGUGUGACAAGCAACCUGCCUAUGCCCCAACCACCACAGACCACCAGCCGCACCCCAACUACCCCGCCCAGAAGUACCAUUCCCGGAGUAAUAAAUCCAGUUGGAGCAGCAGUGAUGAGAAGAGGGGAUCGACACGUUCCGAGCACACCAGCAGUACCGGCACGAAGAGCCUCCUCCCGAAAGAGUCUCGGCUGGACACCUUCUGGGACUAGCAGUGAAUCGGGACACAAACCACCCACCCCAUUGGGAGAAAAACCCAGACGCCAGGAAAAGAAGAAACAACAAAGGCAGGAGAACAGCCACUUUCAGACUUGAAAAUGACAAAACCCUCAGUUGAGCCUGAGCCCCCGGCGCGGGGGCUGCUACACUACAGGACACCCGGCAUCGGCUUUGACUGCAGACUGUUCACCCACACGAGCCCUGUGCUUUUGGUGUAAAUAAUGUACAAUUUGUGGAUGUCAUUGAAUCUAGAGGACCUUCCCCUUUUUAUAUUUGUAUUAACUUUAACUUAUUAAAAAAAAAAGAAAGAAAAAGAAAAACAAUUAAAAAAAAAAAAAAAAGCAACCAACCCCAACAACAAAAAAGAAUGUUUUGGUAUUGGAGAAGGGAUGGUCAGUUAGCCUGUCUGUCACACGACGGAAUGGAUACUGGGCCCGGGGACCACUUUCAUACUCACGUCCUCAUCCUUGGAUACCCAGGGGAGGGCGAACCGUUUUCACUCGUGUGUCUGUACACAGCAUGUUGGGAUCGGGAGUUUCGGCACAGACUCUAUCCCAUCAAGCCGUUGGCUCCUUUCAGCUACUACGUUACCACGUUCCUAAAACGCAAGCUCUCCGGACCAGACGGACACAGGGAGAAGCUAGUUUCUUUCAUGUGAUUGAAAUGAUGACUCUGCUCCUAAAAGGGAAAAAACAAUAUCCUUGUUUACAGAAGAGAAACAGAAACAAGCCCCACUCAGCUCAGUCACAGGAGAGGAGAACACAGAAAGUCAUAGAAUCAUGAACUCUGAAAAAAAGAGAAACCUUAUCUUUGCUUUGUGGUCCCUUUAAACACACUCACACACACUUGGUCAGAGAUGCUGUGCUUCUUGGAAGCAAGGACUCAAAGGCAAGGUGCACGCAGAGGACGUUUGAGUCUGGGAUGAAGCAUGUACGUAUUAUUUAUAUGAUGGAAUUUCACGUUUUUAUGUAAGCAUGAAACACAGGCAGUAUGAGAGAAAGCAAGGCCCGUCAUGCUGUCCGUACACUACGUAUGCUGUAGAGCCAUUUUGUAUGUUGUGUAAAACAAAAAGCAUUGAUGAAAAAGCAAAAGGUGAUGUAUGUAUAUGAGAAAAUUAAUUGUACGAUAUCAUUCCAGUACGUUUUGUUGUACAUUUUAGUCUUGUUUACUUUCUCUUCAUUGUUAAGAGGAUGCGAACUGUACAGUUUCCAGCUAGUUACCCAUAUUAGAGAAGAAAUAAGAAGAGAGUAUUAGAAGAAAACAGGAGAGAAAGAACAUUUGUGAAUUGCAGUUGUCAAAAAAAAAAAAUAGCCUAGCUGGCCUUAUUUGUGAAGCAUAAUUGCUUUUAGCAUAUGGAAGUAUUUUUUCACAUUUUCUUUGUAUAAAAUUUGUAUUAAACUUAAAUAUCUUUUU